This is a messenger RNA of Stegastes partitus (bicolor damselfish), 3734 nucleotides long. Its product is annotated as centrosome and spindle pole associated protein 1-like. The record is from RefSeq and is a predicted model, not a curated record. Gene Ontology annotation, cellular component: centrosome; spindle pole; microtubule. NCBI's taxonomy places the organism in Eukaryota, Metazoa, Chordata, Actinopteri, Pomacentridae. The coding region runs from base 115 to 3468 and encodes 1117 amino acids. The transcript is spliced from 28 exons. Gene Ontology annotation, biological process: positive regulation of cytokinesis.
CUUAAAGAAAACGACAAAGGCGCCGUCAAGCUAACAAACACUGUCCAGAGCCCGCUCACUGCUGCUAUGGCAGGUUGUUCUUCCAGCCGGUUUGUGUAACUUUGUGAGCCGGAGAUGGACGACGAGCUGGAGAACUUCAUCAGGGAGCGGAAGGCCAGAGUGGCUGAAGAUAAGGCCAGCUUACAGCAGGACCCUCCGUACAUGGAAAUAAAGGCAAAACCAUACAGAGCGUAUGGAUCCACUGUUAAGGAGAACAUCCCUCCUAAGCCAGCAGCACAGGGAAAAGAGGACGGCUGCAGUGUCGGCCUGCCCCUCGGUGUGGAGUAUGAGAGGAAGAAGCAGAGGCUGCAGCAUGAGCUCCGGAUGGACUACAGGCGCUACAUGGCUCAGAGGAACCACUUUGACCCCGGUGGGCCUGGACCUUUAAUCCACCUCGAUAACAGGAGAUCUGUCAAGCAGCACCUGCUCAACCCGGCUGGUGUUGUGCCCAAACAGCGGCCCUCCCUGCAGAGGGAUGCAGCCACUCUAACAGAGGACGGAAGAGGGCUUCACAGGGCUCUGCGCCUCGCGGAAGUGAAAAACCUCUGCCCCGAGGAGGAGGACGAGGAGCAGCUGUCAGAAGUUCCCAGGCAUCGUGAGCGGCUGGGGAGGCCAGCGGACCAGGAGUCAGAGGAGGAGGAGGAGGAUUACUUCAAAGACGAGCUGGAGCUGAUGGAAGGCAGAAGGCGCAGACUUCUGGGGGUUGAGGCCAGUUAUGAGAAGGCACGAUCCAACAGGACCGAUGGAAGGGACAAGAACACAGAAGGUGUUGGCAGGGAGGGAAGGAGGUGGAGGCCACCGACCAAAAACGAGGAGGCUGAGUUCGCCACUGGUCUUAUAAUAGGAGCUGCUGACACAGAUGAGGCUUUGCAGAGGAGGAAGGAUCGCUACAGACAGGAGCUGGAGGAGCAGAUAGCUGAACAGCACCGCAACAAGAAGAGGGAAAAGGAUUUGGAGUUGAAAGUUGCAGCGACAGGAGCAAAUGACCCCGAGAAGCAGCCGGACCGAAUCAGGCAGUUUGGACUGAGCAGGAGAAAAGAUUCUCAGGUCUUGGAGCCCUCACCAACAGGGGAGAGUGGAUCGUCGUCCAGAGCGCUCACCCAUAAUGAGAAGACUGGUGUUAGAGAGAGAGGCCUGCCUCCUCCUGAGCAGCCCUAUGUGGCCUUCCAGUCCCCGGUGCUGGAGUACAGCUCUGCCCUGGGCCUGCCUCCCAGCUCCCAGCCUGCCGCCCCCUCUUUCCCCAGCGCAAUGGACAUCCCCAGAAAUCCUCUGUUUCCUCCCCACCCUCCUUCGUCUCUAAGUGAGGUCUACAGAAGCCCGUAUGGAGAACCGCAUCACUACUACGGCACCAGAAACCUGCUCGACCCAAACAUGGCCUACUAUGGUCACCUGUCUGUUCCUGGUGCUGGCCUUCCCGUGUCCUACUGGAAUAUACCACCAGGUGGAGCUGUGCCCAGUCACUUUGGAAACCACAGUCCUCACAGCCAGCACAGUGGGAGCAGCUUCCCUGAGCCUCCAAUACAACCCAGCCAUGACCCUGCAACUGGGGACAUGGAACUCAGAGUUUUCCCUUCGGACAGGUCCAGAUCAACCAGGGAGAGGAUACUGAGCUACAGAGAGGCUCUAAAGCAACAGAUCCAGGAGCAACAGGAACGGAGGCGUCUGGAGAGGGAGGAGAAGGACCGAUAUGAAGCCCAGCUGGAGGCAGACAUGAAGAACCACCAGCCGUGGGGGAGAGGUGGAGGAGGAGCCCCGCUGAGGGACAGCACCGGAAAACUCAUUGCUGACCUCAAUCAGAUGCACAAGCUGAAUGAGGAGGCCAACAGCAAUCCGGAGCAGUGGCAGAGGAGAGCCACGGCUGCCAUGACGGCCCGCCGGGCAGAGCUCUCCGACCCCAACGAGAGGGUCUCAGGUUUCACCCAUGUCCAAACACCACAGUUUGCCAGAGGCAAAGUUUUUGCCAACCAGCCCACUGAGCAGCAGCUCCAGGAGCAGGACAAGUACAAAGCUUACCUCAAACAGCAGAUUGAGGAGAAAAUGCGUAAAAAGGCAGAGGAGAGGGAACGAACCAGACUGGAGGAGGAGAAAGAGGAGAAGAGGCUGACAGAGCAGAGGGCUCGCAUCCAGAGGGAGUAUGAGGAAGAACAAGAGAGGAAGAAACGAAAGGAAAUGGAGCAAAAGGCCAAGAACGAGGAGCUGAUUCAGCUGGCCGAGCAGAGGAAGAAGGAGGCAGAGAGGAAGAAGAAGGAGGCAGAGGAGAAGGAGAACGCAGCACUGAGGAGACAGUUUGAGAGAGAAAGGCAGGCUCGAGUGGAGGAGGUCUGCAGGGAGCCCUCGCCUCCCAUCCCCACUCUGCGGAAAAAACAUGGGCCGCACCAGUACACCCCCAGACCCCCCACUGUGGACAGCCAGCAGUCUACAGCCCCCUUGUCUGAGCGUUCUUUGUCGGGUCUCCAGUCUCCUCCUGUCCCUGCUUGUAGGAACCAGCUUCGAGCCGCAGGAGACCAACGAGACUUGUUCAGGGAGCUGUCAGCGUUGCGUCGGCAGCUUCGCAGUGAACAGAAACGUCUGGAGGGUCACAUGCAACAGGGCGACUGGGAGGAACUGGACUCUCCUCUGAGUAACAGACAUCGGGGGCGUCCCGCGGUGGACGUGUUCGACAUGGCCAGGCUGCGGCUCCAGGCUCCGGUGCGCAGGCCCAACUCCAAAAACACGGAGCCCAGAAACCUGCUGCGAAUCCACGACUCCCUUCAGCUCAAGUACACAGAUGGGGAGUCGAGGCUGGGCUCCAGUGAGGAUCCUAAGCUGGAGGAAGUGGGCACCAGGAGGAGACGGGACUACAGAGAGCCAUAUCACCAGCUCAGCAGCCAGAGGUCGACAGUCCAGGACGACUAUUUUGACCUGUCCCCACCGCAGCAAAAUCACUACCUGAGGAGUGCGAUUGGAGGAUCUGCGAGAGGUUCACUGCUGGAGUCAGAGAGCGCCUUCAUUGACCCCCUCGGCGACGCCUCUCCAGUGCCGCAGACCCCAGAACUGGAGAAGAACCGUCAGCUGUCGGCUCGAGAACGGAGGAGGAUCGCCAAGCAGUCCCAGCACCCACAGGAACGAGCUGCUUCUAGCCAACCCGUUCGCCAUCAUGACGACUACUCCGCCCACACAGCCAACAGGCUGCAGCAGGAAGCAGAGCCGGGCGGCGAGUGGAGGAGCCUGAACAGGACGGGUCAACCGACGGCGCUCAGCCGCGGUGGCACAGCCGGACUGUUGGAUCUGUCAGAUGACGACUCCUCCCCUUCGGGCUUUACGCCUCACAAUCCCGACCAUCAGAGCUCUGCUGAAACCGUCGCCACUGAUCACUGGAUGCGGCCGGAAACAUCGGACACGCUGAAACGAUUGGAGCGCCCGUUGAGGAGGGAGCGGUUGACGACGUAGGAACUCGUCCCUCAAAGUUUGGACACUUUUGACAGCACGCUUAAUUCAAAGGUUGAAGGAGCCAUUUUGGAUUAUGACGGUUGGUUUUAAUUUAAAGCUUUUAUGACUGACGGAUGAAUAUCUGUUUGAAAAAUUAUGAUGGUUUGUACUUCUUUUAAAUAUCUGUUAACAUCAAAACCUCAGUAUUUGAUCCCACAGUGGGAACUCUACGUGUUUUUGUCUUUGGGCAUUUAUUAUUUUAUUGACUAAAUUAUGAUUUAAAUAAA